Mesorhabditis belari is the source of this 6408-nucleotide messenger RNA. The record is from the annotation of a GenBank genome assembly. Lineage: Eukaryota; Metazoa; Nematoda; Chromadorea; Rhabditida; Rhabditidae.
AUGAACAUCUCAACGAUCUCGAGCUUGAGCGGCACACGACCGUUUGUGGGCCGAAGAAAUAAAAUGACAGCGGCCGAUGUUCGCCGGCACAUCAUGGCUGGGAGUUUAAUCGGCCAUCCAGCUGCGGCACAACACGAACAAACUGAUGGAAACACUCAAUCGACGGUGGUUUUAUUGGAUGUGGUUGAUCCAGUGGAUGUUGAAGAGGUGUUGAGCCAUCGAAAGACGAGCUCUCUCUAUGACACAACAUCAACGGCUAGCCCGAGGAAGGUCAGUGAAUUCCCGGCAGACGAUGUCGAGGUGCGAAUCGUGGCUCGAGAACAGCCGACGCUUGACCCGCCCGUCAAUGUUGAUCUCAAUUUAGAGACAGUGGAUCCACAUGUGCGCGAUGUGGCGACAGCGUUGAGCGACUCUUUCUCCCUCGUUCAAAGGAGAUAUCAACAAUUCGGCAGCGGUGACGCUUAUGUACGCAUGUUGAUCGAGAGACCGAUCGUCGCCCGGAAUGCACCAAUGCACAAUUUUGAAAAUGAAAGCAUCUUGAGUGAUCGUUUAACGAGAAGCGCAAGUUUGGUGGAAACCGAAGAGUCAAAGAGACACUCAUACGCAUCAACUAUUUCAUCGAGUACAAUGGCAAGCGGUGAUGCACAAGUCGAAUCGCGUCUCAACCUCUCGCAACCGGAUCCUGUUAUCCCCAAUAUCACUCAACGAUUAACGCCCGGUCAAAUGGAUGCGUCGAAUGAGGCGAGGCGAUUGACGGGUCGACAACAGCAAAAUCUCGUCAAUCUUUUACCGCCACAAGAUGAAAACGAUGUGAUCGAGAAAAGAAGCUCUCCCCCGUUUCCCGAGGAGCGCGGCUCGCACAAAUUGAUUAUCAAAGUUGUUAAGCUUCACAUCGAGCCCUCAUUCGAACCAAUCUUCGGCUCAAUUGCUCUCUACGAUGCGAAAAUGAAAAGAAAGGUGACGGAGAAUUUCCACUUCGACGUCAACCCACCGCAUCUUCGAGCGAUGAUGACUCAAUACCCGGCCGAUCCCGCUUUCCCAUUUCUCACCACUGAUGAAGCAAUUGAAAAAUGUUACCAAGCCGCUUUUCAUCUAAACACAUCACUUCAUGAUCUUUUCAUCGUUGUCAGGCUCGAAAAAGUCCUCCAAGCUUGCGAUGUUUUCGAUGCAUCUGAGCCUUAUGCAAAUGGGAUUCGAGAUGAGAAAGCGAGAGAGAAAAUGGCUGCAAUGGCGAGGAAUAACUGCCAGAGAUUGGGUUCUUAUCGAAUGCCUCUUGGUUUUCUCGUGAUCGAUUUGUGGCGAACGUUUUGUGAUUCAGAGAGAGGCUUUGAGAGUCUUGAAAGAGAAGAAAGACUUGUGGCAGAAUCCGAUUUGGCACCGUUGGCAUCACUGGCUGGAGAGACUGAAAGUAUUGUUAGUGCUGACCGUAUCUCCAUCUCGACCGCCUCAACUUUCCGUCGAAUGGGCUCAGGCACGUCGGCGAGCACCGUACUCAACCGCGUGCGGACUCCACUUCAACGACGAAAAUUUCUGGGUGGAAGCGAAGAUCUCGAAAGCCAAUCUGCCUCGAUUCAUCCCGUUUCAAAACCGGAACCCUCAAUCGCGAAUUUGCAACCAUUUCACCGAACCUAUACUCAUUUUUAUAGACAAGAAUCUGAUCGAAUCUCUGACGAGGAGCUAUUCCGUUUAUUAGCCGAGGCUCGCAAAAGUGGUGGAAAGUUGGGCAAACUUAAAACCUUCCCAUGCGUGUUGACAUUGGAAUAUCGAGGUCAAAGCGCCGAGGAUCUCCUCACGAGGCUUAGCCCCGAAAUGCUCAGAAUCAAUCCAUUUUUGGGCGGACAGGGCGCAGAGUUGACAAAGGACAUCCUCGAGUUUCCUAGCAAAGGGCAAUACGCGGUGAACUCUGGAUAUAGAAAUCUUCUCUACAUUUAUCCGAAAUCGGUGAAUCUGAGCGGCCGACCAGGCACCGCGAGAAAUAUCGCCAUAAAAAUCGAGUUGAUGAAUGAAAAGGAAGAACCACAAAGAGUUUUCUUCAACAAUGCAGCCGAUAUUCGAAUGAGUACUCAAGUCUUCACAACAGUCAUCUAUCACAAUAAAACCCCCGAAUUAUCCGAUGAGAUCAAGAUCGCAAUCCCUUGGGAUCUCUCUGAUGGACAUCAUCUCUUAUUCACUUUUUAUCAUGUCUCGUGUAAAUGGCAACAAGGACAAGAGGAACAAGUCGAUUUCCCGAUCGGGUAUACGUGGAUCCCGUUGUGCCGUCAGGGGAGUCUCUCGUGUUCGGAUUUCACUCUGCCCAUCUCGAUGGACAAACUUCCGCAAUGCUACGGCUACCUCUCACCAGAUGUAGCACUGCCGAAUAUUCGCUGGGUCGAGCAGCAUAAACCUCUCUUUCACGUGAAUCUCGUCGCCGUUAGCACUGUGCACACUCAGGAUGCGCAUCUCGAGAAAUUUUGCCUUUCGUUUGCCUCAUUGGCCUCGACGAAUCCCAAGCAACCGCCUGUCAACGAGACUCAACUCAUAGAAGCUAUUCAGGGAGUGAUCAAAGCUCGUCCAGAGCCGAUGGUUUCUUUCCUUUAUAGUAUUCUUGACAAGUUGCUCUUCUUAAUUGCCAAUCCGCCAUACAGUGAACAAGUAUCCACUGUUUCCUUUGAAACUCUCGGGCAAUUGGUGAAAAUCUGCACGAUGUUGUUAGACGGUUUCUGUGAUCGACACAAGAGAAGCUCUCUCCUCACCACAUACAUUCAUUAUUUUAAAAUCUCAAUGAAAGAGCACCGCUCACACUCCGCGUUGUGUCGACAAAUCUUUGAAGGUGGCAUCAAACAGCCCGGAUCACCGGAAACACAAAAGUUAUUUCAUCUCAUUGAGGGAAUGGAGAGAUCGCAAACCGGGCAGAAAAGCAAAAAUCGUUUUGUUGAUUUACCGUCUGGACCAACGACUAACAACAAGGCUCUUCACGAAGAAAUCCUUUCUUUAUGGAUUCAAAGCAUUGGCUCAGCGAGAGAGAUGGCUUACCUCAACGCAUGGUUUUUCCUCGAGCUUUUGAUCAAAUCGAUCGCUGAAUAUCUGUCAAUGACCGGCAGACUGUAUUUGAAUCGGAAAUCCCGAUUCUCGGAAAGAUUCAUAAAAUGUGUGGAUACUCUUUCGACAUCGAUCUGUGAACAAGUUGUUCAACGAGUCACUCAACAACCAACUCAGGCAGCUUCUCUCGCCAACAGUUGGGCAUUUUUCUUGAGAGACUCUUUUUCGUUGAUGGAUCGAAGCUAUGUGCUGAGUUUGGUUCGUGAUUUCAACAAGGUGCUCACAACGAAAAUCAGUGGCUCCUCUGAAGCCGCUUCUCCAGUGCUUUUGUCAAUCAAAUUGGACACAUUACGAAUCAUUUCUUCACAUGAGCAUUUUCUCGUCUUGAAUCUUCCACUUGGAAUGCCAUCGAAUGGAUCGAAUCCAUCAUUUAUUCCACCCUCAACAUUGCCCACACAAAAUACUUCCGGUUUGCAAGCAAUGCCGCCAAGCCCCGGUGGAUCGAGUUUGAGCAGUCGCGGCUCGUCAUCUCAUGCCGGUGACUCUCUCUCGGUUUCCUCGUCGAUCUCCCUUUGUCCGUCAUUAAGUCAAGCUUUCCGUUCGCGACAUUAUCUCAUCGGAUUGAUUCUCUCCGAUCUUGCCGCCGUUCUCGAUUCAUGUCAUAAUCGAGUUUUACACGCAAAAGCAAUCGGUGUGGUGAGGAAUCUUCUCGCAGCUCACGAAGCUGAUUCAAGGCUGAGUGAGCCGACUAUUAGAUCUCGAAUUGCUACUCUAUAUCUACCAUUGAUUGAUAUUAUUCUUGAUGCUUUACCGCAACUACAUGAUCCGUAUGCUGGAAGAGAGGCUUCAAGGCAGAGUCGAGUCUUGAGUGCGGAUCACGAUGAAAUGAAUGUCGCAAAUGAUGUAGCUCUCGCAAUAGCCGGUAUUGGAUCAACAGCGAUCACACGAGAAAGGGAUAGCACUCAUACACAAAUCCUUCAACCACACAAAAGUCCCCUCAGCGCUGAGCUCACCUCACAGCUUCUUUGUUGUCUCUGCUGGGUGUUGAGGAAUGUCGAGAAAACAUCGCUUCGCUCAUUUUUGAGAGAAAUGCCGCCGACAAGGUUGUCCGGAUUGUUGGAUGCGCUUCAAUUAGCUGUUUCCUCAUUCGAGUAUAGAACAACGCCGGACGAUUUAAUGGGCGACUCACAAAUGAUCGACAAUGAAGAGAAUGUCGAGAAGAAAUAUGGAGUCAAGAUGAGAAAAGAGAAAUCCUCGCAUCGAGACAAUGACGAGAAAGCGUUGAGAGCGCUGGCUUGUUCGGAAGUUGUGCUCACCGCAUUGGACACUAUUGAAAUGAUCGUGAAAGUUGUCUCAAUGCCCGGCUCGGAUCAUCUCACUUUCGCUCUACCGAUUGUCCUCCGUGUGUUGUUACACAUGCUCUCAUGUGAGCAAUCGGUUCAAACGCUUGAAUGCGUUUUCGCAUCACAACGAGCGCUUGUCACAAAGUUUCCCGAAAUGAUUUUUGAACAGGAAACCGAGCAAUGUGCCGAGUUGACUUUGCAACUCUUGCGUCACUGUGCUUUCCGCUUGCCGAUCAUACGAUCACAGGCAGCUGCCAGCAUUUUCCAGCUGUUCCGAGAGGCAUGGGAAUCAGGUGAAAGCUUGGCUCGUGUGAAAAUGCACGUGACCAUGUCCCUCUCAACUCUUGUCUCAAAUGGAACAAGAUUGGGAGUUUGGUUGAACGAGGAAUGCCUUCGCCGUAGUCUCAAAACGGUUCUCCUUUACGCUGAUCAGGAAAACGCCGACCCAUACACUAGGACUGGAACGAGUUUCCGCGAGCAGGUGAAAGACUUGAUCUUCAAUUUGCACAUGAUUCUAUCGGAUACGGUGAAAAUGAAAGAGUUCGCGAACGAUUUUCACAUGACGAUCGAUUUGAUGUACCGAGUGGCAAAAGGCUAUCAGAAUAACCCGGAUUUAAGAGUGACCUGGUUGCUGAAUAUGGCGUCAAGACAAGCCGAUGCUGGCCUUCAUGCUGAGUCGGCUCUUUGCAUCAUUCACGCAGCUGCUCUGGUGGCUGAGUAUCUAGCGAUGACGAAUAUUGAAGAAUACUAUCCAAAAGGAGCCGUUGAUUUCGGGGAAAUCAGUGAGAAUAUACUGGAGGAGAGUGCCGUUUCUGAUGAUGUUGUGAGUCCCGAAGUGGAGGGCAUUUGUGAGUCGCGGCAUUUCUCCGCCGAAGGACUUGUUCAUUUGGUGGAAAGAGGAGCGAAUCUCUUGGAGAAAGCUGGAAUGUACGAGGCUUUACCACAUCUGUAUAAGGUAAUCGAGCCAAUCGUUUGGGAGUGGAGAGAUUUUCAACGGCUCGCCGCCAUUCAUUUGAGACUUUCGACUUCUUUAUCGAAAAUCGAGCCCUCUAUUUGUGUGCUGGAUAACGCGGCCGAUAUGUGGGGAAGCCCGUUGGCUAGUGCCGAUAAACGUUGCUUUGGCACGUAUUUCCGCGUGGGUUUCUAUGGAGAGAAAUUUGGGGAUCUCGAUGGAGAGGAAUACAUUUACAAGGAGCCACCAUUUACAAAGUUAUCUGAGAUCUCGUCUCGUUUGGAGGCUUUCUAUUCGGAUCGUUUCGGGCAUGGAACGGUUGAAGUGAUCAAGGAUAGCAAUAAUGUCGUCCGUACUGCUCACAGCUCGUCGAAAGCCUACCUCCAGAUCACCUAUGUCGAGCCAUACUUUGAGAAAUGGGAGAAACGACGUCGACCCACACAUUAUGAAAGAAGUCACAAUGUGAAGAGAUUCAUCUUUGCCACUCCGUUUACUCGAGAUGGAAAAGCGCACGGAGAUCUGAAAGAUCAAUACAAAAGGAGAACCAUUCUCACAACACAAAAUGCAUUCCCAUACGUGAAGUCGAGAAUUCGAGUCGUCCAAAAGGAGCAAAAAGUUCUCACGCCGAUUGAAGUCGCAAUUGAAGACAUUGAAAGAAAGACUCGAGAACUCUGCGCGGCAAUGUCACAAUCGCCACCAGAUGCAAAAAUGCUCCAAAUGGUGGUGCAAGGUUGCAUUGGCACCCAAGUGAAUCAAGGGCCAAUCCAGGUGGCCAACGUGUUCCUCGUCAAUUGUGCAUUGGAUGAACGGGGCAAACCCGUUGAUCGACUGCAAAACAAGCUCCGGCUUUGCUUCAAAGAUUUUAGCAAGAAAUGCUGUGACGCUUUGAUGUUAAACAAGCAACUCAUCCAACCCGAUCAAUUGGCCUAUCAGAACGAGUUGCAACGAAACUAUGACGAGUUCAGCAAGCGAAUGGCGCCCAUUUUGGGGACGCCGAUUCGCACUCGAGACCGCAACAGUGAAAGGGAUCUCCCGAAUUCGGGACAAAACGAAGUUUUUCUCUUCGCCAGUGAUCUCGGACUGGCUACGAAUGUU